Misgurnus anguillicaudatus (oriental weatherfish) is the source of this 4211-nucleotide messenger RNA. RefSeq names its product alpha-1,6-mannosylglycoprotein 6-beta-N-acetylglucosaminyltransferase B (gene mgat5b). Gene Ontology annotation, cellular component: Golgi apparatus. The record is from RefSeq and is a predicted model, not a curated record. Gene Ontology annotation, biological process: protein N-linked glycosylation. Lineage: Eukaryota; Metazoa; Chordata; Actinopteri; Cypriniformes; Cobitidae. Gene Ontology annotation, molecular function: alpha-1,6-mannosylglycoprotein 6-beta-N-acetylglucosaminyltransferase activity.
AACGCUGUCCACGGUGCUGAAACACAGCGGCGCGCUUUGUGCUUUGAAAGCUUUCCACUCUAACAGCUCAGUCGCGUUCUUGUUACUCUCAGAACAAAGACAAUGCUUUCUCAAAGAAGGUACAAGUGAUGUCUCAUAUAUAACAGCAAACGUCAGGUGUGUCGUUUUCGUGAUCCCGUCACGUAGCAGCGCUGCGUUUGGUUUAGUUAAUGCGCAGUGAGGUAGCGCUUCUGCUGGACUCAUUCAUAUUUACCUCGCUAUUUACACACAUGGACUGUUGCCUUGUUGGAUUUACUUCAGUCGCUGUUGGGGAACUACCAGUGAAAACGAGUUAAUAUCACCAACAAAAUGAUCCGGUGAUUACUUUUCCCAGCAAUUUUCGGACUUAUACAUCGCGUUGUGUCGUGCAACUUCAACAAAUGAUCAGGAUAAUUUUCUUUUCUGCAAACUUACCACGGACCACAAGAGGAUAAAGCAAAAUGAUCAAAACAAAUGACGCGUUUUAUAGUUUGAACGGUGUUGCACAGUCGGGAAAAUGAUUGCGGUUAAUACCGAGUGUAUAACUAUGGUGAGAAGAUGUCUUCUGACGUUCAAACCUUUCAGGAUUUUUGUGGCGGGCAUCGGUUUCUUCAGUCUGUGCUUUUUAAUGACGUCUCUGGGGGGGCAGUUCUCGGCCAAGCGGCUGGCCGAUUCCCCGUUCAGCAUCCGAACUGAAGUGUUGGGUGGUCUGGAGUCUCGUGGGGUCCUGAGGAAGAUCAGCGAUAUGUUGGAGAUCAUCAUGAAGAAGAUCGACACCCUAUCAAAACUGAGCAACAACAGUGAGUCUCAGAGACUGGAGGAACUGAACUCUGCUCUCCACAGGUUUCAGCCUGUAGGUCUUGUGGAGCGGAUCCAGGCCAUCGCCCAAAAUGUGUCUGACAUGGCUGUGCGGAUGGAGCAGAUACUGAAGAGGACAAAUAUGCCAAGCAGAGGGCUAGAUGGAGUUACGGGCCAGUGUGAAGUCCCCAAGCAUCCCUGGUACGCGGAUUGCGCCAGCAAAGUGGAUUGGAUGAGAGCCAGGUGGACAUCCGACCCUUGCUAUGCUUUUUAUGGAGUGGAUGGCUCUGACUGCUCUUUCCUCAUCUACCUAAGUGAAGUGGAGUGGUUCUGCCCCCCGCUGGCCUGGAGGAACCAAAGUAGCCACCCUACAAUGAGUAGCCCACCAAAGAGACAGGCAUUUCUCCGCUCUGAUCUGUCUGCACUUUUGGAGCGCGUUGGCUCAGGGAAGGAGUCUUUAAGCUUCAUGAGGAGGCGUAUGCGCAGACUGGCUGCGCAGUGGGCUGCAGCUGCACGCAGACUUGAAGAGCACCUGCGCGGUCAGUACAGAGAACAGAAGAGGAUCUUGGUGCAUGUGGGCUUUCUAACAGAGGAAUCUGGUGAUGUGUUCAGUCCAAAAGUGUUGAAGGGGGGACCACUUGGAGAGAUGGUUCAAUGGGCUGACAUCCUUACCACGCUCCAUGUGCUGGGCCAUAACCUCAAAAUCUCACUGUCAGUUAAAGAGCUGCAGGGGGCUCUUGGUGUGCCUCCGGGGAGAGGAAGUUGCCCUCUGAUUGGUCCACUGCCCUUUGACCUCAUCUAUACCGACUACCAUGGUUUGCAGCAGAUGAAACAGCACAUGGGCCUGUCAUUCAAACAGCACAGAUGCCACAUACGUGUGAUUGACACCUUUGGUACAGAACCAGCAUACAAUCAUGAAGAGUAUGCAACACUGCACGGCUACAGGACAAACUGGGGCUACUGGAACCUAAACAGCAAGCAGUACAUGACAAUGUUCCCACACACCCCUGAUAAUUCCUUCAUGGGUUUUGUGACCGAGGAAUUAAACCAAACUGAAAGACUGAACAUACAAAGAGACAAAGUCAGCAACAUGGCAGUGGUUUAUGGCAAAGAGCCCAACAUGUGGAAGGGUAAGGAAAAGUUAUUAUCCAUCCUACAUCGGUACAUGGACAUCCACGGUACGGUCUACUAUGAGGCACAGCGCCCCCCAGAGGUGCCUGCAUUCGUCAGGAACCACGGCCUGCUGCCCCAGCAGGAGUUACAGCAGCUUUUGAGAAAAGCUAAGCUCUUCAUGGGAUUUGGCUUCCCCUAUGAAGGCCCCGCCCCUUUAGAGGCCAUAGCCAAUGGCUGUGUAUUCCUGCAGCCGAAGUUCAAUCCUCCUCGCAGCUCCCUCAACCAUGAGUUCUUCAGGGGAAAGCCCACCUCCAGAGAAGUGUCUUCACAGCAUCCUUAUGUUGAACAUUACAUUGGCAAACCUCACGUCAUAACUGCAGACUUUAACAACUCUGAGGAGUUUGAGGCUGCUGUUCGAGAAAUCCUCCAAAUCAAGGUGGAGCCCUUAAUACCCUUUGAGUACACUUGUGAAGGAAUGCUGGAGAGAGUGAACGCUUACAUUCAGCAUCAGGAUUUUUGUCAAAAAAGUCGGCCAUUUCCUGCAGUUAAUGAGUCCAGAUCAUGGCCAGGAAACCCACCCAGCCCUUUCCUCCAGCUGUCAAACUCUACAGCUCUGAUCUGGUCUCCCAAUAUCUCUGCUCCGGCCUGCUGGCCUCCCCUCAGCGCCCUUCGGCUCUUCCUCUCUCCAGAGGACUCGUCCUGUGUGAAAACCUGCCAGGACGCUGGUUUCAUCUGCGAGCCAGCUUUCUAUCCUUUCAUCAACAAUAUGGAAGCCUUCAGCGGGCUCAAUGCUCGGUGCGAGUCGCUGGAAUCGGAGAAGAACCACUUGUUUCCAGCGGUACAUGUGGAAAGAAGAGAGUGUUUCCUGCAGAAGGAUCCUCUGCUGUUCAGCUGCGCUGGGAUCAGUGCCAAACACCAACGCCUUUGUCCUUGUAGAGAUUACCUCCAGGGACAGGUGGCGUUGUGCAGGGACUGCCUUUGAACUUUGGCCAUAGAAAUGUCUGUGGUUAAUUGAGGCCGUAAACAUGCAAGCUUUCCCAUUAACAGGUUAAUGGGAUCUGCUGGUUAUGGCUGUUGGUUCAAGCCUGAAGUCUGGAGAGUCGACUUCAAUCCUGGUUUCUUUUUGCACUACAAUCCAAAGCAAAACUUAGCCUCCAGGGUUCAGACGUUUGUUAAGAAAGAUGGCACCCCAAAAAUACUGGGUUAUUUUCAACCAAGCAUUGGGUCAAAAAGAGACAAGCCCAGCCUUUGGGUUAAAUUAACCAAAACAUUUUUAUAUUUGACCCAACAAUCGGUCAAAACAACCUAGCAUUUUGGGUUGAAACAACCCAGCACAGGUUAAAUUAUUGUACAACCCAGGGGUCUGGGCUCAUCUUUUUUUUACCCAACGUUGCGUUAAAAAUAACCCAGCAUUUUUUAGAGUGCAGCUGUGGAGUUAUUGGAAGGAGCUUGGCUGGUGGCGGCUUUAGGGUUGCAUGGGGUAUUAAAGCGAUUCAAGCAGAAAAUAAAUGCAAAUUGUAGUUUUAGGUUUGGAGCUCCUUUGUGAUUCAGGUCAGACUCUGGAAGCUGUUUUUAUGAAUGCUAGAAGUGUUAGAAUUGCACAUGAGUUUUGAAGUCAACAUGGCAUUUGGGAAUCAUUAUACUUCCGUAAUGUGCUGUAUGUCCUAAUGAAACGGGUUAUUCAAUGAGAUCAAAUUACAGAGUGUAUGAAAUGACCAUAUUUAACUCAAUGAGAACUAUUAGAUUGUGGAAAAAACAGCAAAAUACUAAAAUGAACCAAGAUUUGAAGGAAUCUUGGUUCCCCUUCUGAAACACAGCAUGUGUGCAGACUUUUUCAGCAGGACAUGUAAGGUUCAUCCUCUGAGUCAUGUCCAUAUAUUCACAUACAGUAUAACACUUCCUUUUUAAUAUUGUUAUUGGUUAUUAUUGCUGUAACCUUUAUUAGAUUAACAGGAUUAAAUUAUUGCAUUAAUGAUUAGCACUUAUAAAGCAGGUCCCUCCAGAAGUUCCUAAAAGCUUUUUUGGCUAUUUGUUAUUUAGUAGCCUACACAGCCUAGACGACAUCAGCCGACAAGUUGUUUCUGAAGUAAAUCGGGUCAUAUCUGAUUACAUGUUGACUUUAAGUUCAUGUAAAAAACAAAACGUGCCAGAGAAUAGACAUGAAUUAUUUACAGAUGUAAAUAGUCAUUGCAUUUGACCUAUUUCAUAAACAGGAUUGUUUGUACAAAAUAAAAUCUACUUUUAAAAUUUGUGCAUUUUUGUGUUUUUAGCAGCUCCAUGUG